CGGCUGGCUACUGCCGACUACGCCGACCGCAUGAACUUCGCCUUUGUGGGCUGGGAGUUCACACACUUCCAGGAGGACAUCCUGGUGGGCUCCAACGAGCUCAGCUACAGCGGCCUGGCGCCGCAGCUCAGCUACAGCGGCCUGGCGCCGCAGGUCACGCAGCUGACGCUGGCUCUGCUGUCCGACACCAACUGGUACGCCGUGAACGUCAACAGCCAGGGCUAUUGGACCUAUGGCCGCGGCAAAGGCUGCGCCUUCGGCCGCCGCCACUGCAGCGGACUCCUCAACGCCACCGGCACUGGCGCCAGCGGCACGGGCACGGCGGGAGACGCCCUUCUCAUCUGCGACACCUGGGAGUACGGUAUGGGGGUGUAGGGGGUGGGGGUGUAAGGGGUGCGGGUG
Chlamydomonas reinhardtii is the source of this 402-nucleotide messenger RNA. RefSeq lists its product as uncharacterized. The coding region runs from base 31 to 375 and encodes 114 amino acids. The record is from RefSeq and is a predicted model, not a curated record. NCBI's taxonomy places the organism in Eukaryota, Viridiplantae, Chlorophyta, Chlorophyceae, Chlamydomonadales, Chlamydomonadaceae. The transcript is spliced from 6 exons.